AAGAGGAGGAAGUGGGUGUAAAAAGAUAUCUAUAUCUAACUAGUACCUAAUUAAACAAACACUGUUGCAAUCGACUAUGGAGGGUGCGAUUCGGUGCUCUGCCAACUAUGUUCCUCUAUCGCCGAUCAGCUUCUUGAAGCGUUCUGCCAUAGUUUACAGUGACAGACCUUCGGUGGUCUACGGAAAUGUGCAAUACACUUGGUCCCAAACCUUUGAAAGAUGCAAAAGACUGGCCUCUGCUAUUUCUCAUUUGGGAAUAUCUUCAGGACAUGUGGUUGCUGUUCUGGCUCCUAAUAUUCCAGCAAUGUAUGAGCUGCAUUUUGGAGUACCAAUGGCAGGAGCCAUUCUCUGUACACUUAACAUACGCCAUGAUUCUGCAAUGGUGUCAGUAUUAUUAAGACAUUCGGAGGCCAAAGUCUUCUUUGUUGAUUACCAAUUCCUCCAUAUUGCUCAGGGAGCCAUUGACAUGUUAUCAAAAAAAGGUUCCAAGCCACCCCUUCUAGUCUUAAUUCCAGAGUGUGAUGAUGAUCAACUAUCCACUGACAUUAGUAGUAGCAGCAAUGCCAUUUCCGCUUCUGUGAAGUUAGAAUACGAGCAACUACUAUCAACGGGGAAUCUUGAUUUUGAGGUCAUAAUACCAAAAGAUGAAUGGGAUCCCAUCUCACUCAACUAUACUUCAGGCACAACAUCUAGCCCCAAGGGUGUCAUUUACAGCCACAGAGGUGCAUAUCUCAAUUCAUUGGCAGGGGUUCUUCUGAAUGAAAUGCACUCAAUGGUUGUCUAUUUGUGGUGUGUUCCCAUGUUCCACUGCAAUGGUUGGUGUCUCCCCUGGGGAAUUGCUGCUCAAGGCGGUACAAACGUCUGCCUAAGGAAUGUCACUGCAAAGGGAAUUUUUGACUCUAUAGCUAAGCACAAAGUAACCCACAUGGGAGGAGCACCUACUGUUUUGAAUAUGAUCAUAAAUGCAUCAGCCACAGAGCGGAAACCACUUCCAUCCAAGGUAUCGAUCAUGACCGGUGCUGCUCCACCGCCCCCGUCACUACUUUUUAAGAUGGAAGAAAUGGGGUUCAAUGUGACUCAUUCUUAUGGUUUGACUGAAACAUAUGGCCCUGGAACUGUUUGUACUUGGAAACCCGAAUGGGAUUCUUUGCCUAGAGAUGCACAGGCAAAACUAAAGUCACGACAGGGUGUUCAACAUCUUGGCAUUGAAGAACUAGAUGUGAAAGAUCCUGUAACACUGAAGAGUGUACCAGCUAAUGCAAAGAUAAUAGGUGAGGUUAUGUUUAGAGGAAACACUGUCAUGAAUGGAUAUUUGAAAAAUGUCAAAGCAACACAAGAGGCUUUUGAUGGUGGUUGGUUUCGAACUGGGGACUUAGGAGUGAAACAUCCAGAUGGCUAUGUCGAGCUAAAGGAUCGGUCCAAAGAUAUCAUCAUUUCUGGGGGUGAAAAUAUAAGCACAAUUGAGGUUGAAUCUGUACUUUAUAGCCAUCCAGCGGUUUUUGAGGCCGCGGUUGUAGCAAGACCUGAUGACCACUGGGGAGAGACACCUUGUGCGUUUGUUAAUGUGAAGAGUGGUUGUAAUGUGAGUGGUGAUGAGAUUAUUAACUUUUGUAGAAGUCGUUUGCCUCAUUACAUGGCUCCACGAACUGUUGUUUUUCAAGAUUUGCCAAAAACUUCUACUGGAAAGGUGCAAAAGUUUGUUCUUAGAGACAAGGCUAAGUCCAUGGGAAGCCUCACAAAGAAGAAUAUCAGUAAAUUGUAAGGCAACUUUUAUUAAAAAUCAACAACCAUUUUUCAUUUAAAUUUAUUGAAAAAACCAUAGUUUGGACAAUUAUGUUGGAAUGUAUAAUAAUGUGAAAACUAUCUUCUCAAAAUAAAUAAAUAAAUUAUGUGAAAACUAA
Molecule: messenger RNA, 1901 nt
Organism: Cannabis sativa
Lineage: Eukaryota; Viridiplantae; Streptophyta; Magnoliopsida; Rosales; Cannabaceae
Product: butanoate--CoA ligase AAE1
Exons: 2
Coding region: 77-1762 (561 amino acids)
Source: RefSeq, a predicted model, not a curated record